AUGAGAGUCAAGGCUCUUAUCGCUGCUGCCAUGACCGCCAUGGUUAUCGCCGACCAACAUCCCGGCGCCGAAAAGAUGUGCGGUCGUCUUGGGCCUAUGACGUGGGAUCCCAAUGACCUUCCUGAUGGUGUUGAUGUUAGCCAGAUCCGCAUGUGUGCCGACCAUCCUAUGGGAGCGGGUAAUUACUGGGGCUGGGGUGAAUAUUUUCCCAGCUGGGUUCCUCGUAACCCCCUGGCUGAUAUUCCAUGGGGACGAAUGUACAGGUCAUAG
Fusarium pseudograminearum CS3096 is the source of this 270-nucleotide messenger RNA. RefSeq lists its product as uncharacterized. Lineage: Eukaryota; Fungi; Ascomycota; Sordariomycetes; Hypocreales; Nectriaceae. The record is from RefSeq and is a predicted model, not a curated record. Bases 1 to 270 code for a protein of 89 amino acids. The transcript has a single exon.